GCAAACAGUGUACGGCCACCUUAAGGGUGCUCAUACACUGUUUGACUGAGGCCAAAUAAUGUUUGCAUUACUAAAGAUUUGGUAGCUUCUUGUACCAACGAUUUUUCUGGGUGCGGAACCAGAUAAGAUGUGAGACGAUUCUAUUUUGUUUUAAUUCGUGUGGUUCCAUGAAUAUUCAUUCAAUUAAUUUUGCCGAUAGAAGAAAUCUAUUAAAAGUAAUCUGUAACUACAAUUAGAUCAGCUGAGCAUGGCCGCUGGUGAUAGUGAACCUGUACAGCAUUCCGACACCCCAACACAAGUUCUUCUGAAGCAGGGCGCAGAGGGCAAGCUAUUCCUUGGCCAGCACAAUGGUGUGCGCUGUUUAGUGAAGGAACGUUUCUCGAAAAAAUACCGCCACCCAGAUUUGGACAUUCAACUCACCCGGCAGCGUAUUAAGGCGGAACAGAAGGCCUUCGAGAGAUGCAAGGCAGCAGGCGUUACAACUCCAAAGCUUUUGGGUGUUGACUUGCCCGGUCGGAAGAUUUACAUGGAAUAUUUGGAACAGGCCAUAACGGCGAAGCAGUUUGUCGAUGAGGCUGUUCUUGAAGGCACCGCAAAUGGGGCGAAAAUUGGUAAACUAGCGGAAGAGAUUGGUCGUGUUGUGGGAAUUUUACAUGCAAACAAUAUUAUUCACGGUGAUUUGACCACAUCGAAUAUGCUGCUAGAUCCCGUGAAGCCGAAUGACGCUGACCUACCGUACAAAUUGGUGAUGAUUGAUUUUGGACUAUCCUACCACUCCCUGAACGUGGAGGACAUGGGAGUGGACUUGUAUGUACUUGAUAGAGCCCUUCUUAGUGCCCACAGUCAAAUUCCGGAGCUUUUUGGGAAGGUUCUGGAGAGCUACAAGAAACACAACAAAUUCAAACUGUCGGAAACGAUCGCCAAAUAUGAGGAAGUGCGCACCAGAGGAAGGAAGAGAACCAUGAUUGGAUGAGAUGCAUUUUUUGUUCGAAUUCAAAUAAUAAAACAAAUCUGUAACCAAUUAUAGAA
This is a messenger RNA of Toxorhynchites rutilus septentrionalis, 1029 nucleotides long. It is a transcript of the gene Prpk, whose product is annotated as EKC/KEOPS complex subunit TP53RK. NCBI's taxonomy places the organism in Eukaryota, Metazoa, Arthropoda, Insecta, Diptera, Culicidae. Gene Ontology annotation, cellular component: EKC/KEOPS complex; cytosol; nucleus. Gene Ontology annotation, biological process: protein phosphorylation. The coding region runs from base 248 to 973 and encodes 241 amino acids. The record is from RefSeq and is a predicted model, not a curated record. The transcript has a single exon. Gene Ontology annotation, molecular function: protein serine/threonine kinase activity; ATP binding.